AUGUCUAAGAAAGAAAAAUCAGGAUUUCUUCCUCUUGAAGAAGAAAAAUCUAUGGAUAAGAAAUCUGUUUCUAAAAGCAAGGAUGUUACACCAAGAAAUGUUGGUUAGACUCCAAAAAGCCAAGGAAUGUUUGGUGGAUUUAAAAACUCUAUAUCUUCAUAUAUCAAAAAGAAGAUCGAAACCAAAAUCAUGCAAUUCUUGAGAGAUUAAAAGCCCAAGGUUCAAGAUAAAAUAAGGGAUAAAGCUAUGCCUUAGUGUGUUUAGAAUUUUAUGGAUGACAUUGUUGAAGAAAACUGGCCUAUUCUUGAGGAAGAGGUUUAGUAUUAGCUAAGAAUUAGAACCGAUGUACCCUUUGUAGAAGUUAAAAAACCUGACGUUUCAUGCUUUUGUUGGCCUUGCUGGAAAAUCAGAUCUCUAUUUUAGUAUAGCUUGAUGCCAUAUGAUAAGUCUUUAGGAUAAAAGAUUAGAAAUCCUAUCUUUUUGCUUGGAUUUUUAGCUAUGUUAUGUCCUAUAUACGGUGUUAGUAGCUUUUAUUUUAUUCUCCUUUUCUUAAUAAUUGAUAAGAGCGAUGAGUACUAAUUGAUUAACUUCAUUUUAGAGUUUAAACGUUUACAAUUCUUUUCUAUCGGUGUUAUUGGAGGUACUAUUGGCUUUUAUAUGUAUUUUAAAUGUGUAGAAGAAAAUACCCAUUUAAGUCUUUCGAUUUAAUAAAAUUGCUAUUAAUAUGGACCUAGUAUGUUGAUCCAUCCUCGUAUAGACCUUAUUGCUUUUGGUAUAAAUAUUCUGUUAGUGUGGAUAACUUUGAUAUUCCUUCCAUUCUCAGAGCAAAAAGGUAAACUUCGUUUUAAGAAUGCCGAAAUAGAAGAGUAAAAAGAAAGUGAAAGAAAGGAAAAGGAAAGACAAAAAAGAUUGAAAAAAAGAGAAAAACUUUAGAAAAAAAUAGAAACUGAAUUAGAAAAGCUUGAAAAAGAAGGUAAAGUAGCCAAAUUUGAAGACUUAGCAGAGAAAUAUAAAAUGAAACAGUUCGAUGAUUUGGACGAAGAAGCUAAAAAAUAACAAGGAUGCUGCUCAUUCUAAAGAGGUGGUGGAAUGAAGUGUUUAAUUAUUUGGGAUAUCUUAGCAUUUGGUCUUGCGUUUUUAUUUUUUUAUAAUGGCUUCAGGUUAGAAAACAAAUAGACUUUCGAGGAUGCUAAAGGUCAUAUCUACUUUACUAAGUGGAUAUAUGCAAUGUUGAGUUUUCCUUUCCUUUUAUUCUCAGUUCCUUUAGUAAGCAGCUUACUAAGCAGAGCUCGUCCAACAGCCUAUGAUAUGUAUGGAAACACUGUUCCUGUUAUCGGUUAAGUUGAGUACGAUGAUGAUUUAAUGGAUGAUAUUGAUGAUGAUUUAGAGGAAGAAGGAGUAUUAAAUGAUAAUGAUACUCAACCUGGAACUAAUACUAAUAGAAAUAAUUGA
Messenger RNA from Tetrahymena thermophila SB210, 1452 nucleotides. Its product is annotated as transmembrane protein, putative. Lineage: Eukaryota; Ciliophora; Oligohymenophorea; Hymenostomatida; Tetrahymenidae. The record is from RefSeq and is a predicted model, not a curated record. The transcript has 2 exons.